AUGACUACGUCUGGACUUAUAGAUGGAUUAGUGGAUAUAAAUCAAGAAAAUACUGAAAACAAAUACUCACAAAACAUCGAUUACUAUCAAAAAUACAUUGAUUUGUUAAAAAAAAAUGAAGAUUUAGAAACAGAAAAAGAAGACUAUAAGUUUAAUUUAACCAGAUAUCAAGACAUCCUUGAACCAGCUUACAAUAAAAACAUUAGAAAAUUAAAAGAGGAGAAGGUAGUUAUAUCCCAAGAGAAAGAUUUCUAUUUUGCUAAUUUUACUAAAUAUCAAAAAGAAAUUGAACCAAAAUACAAAGAAGAAAUCUAUACUUUGAAUCAAGAUUUGUCUAGAUAUGAAAAUAUUUUUAAAGAUUUAAAAAUAGAAUAUAACGAUAAAUUAUUUCAAUAUCAAAAAGAAGCCGAGAGACAUUACAGUGCGAUAAUCAGAGAUUUAAAAGCAGAAAAUGAAAAACUUAAUUUAGACAAAAAAAGAAUUAAUAACAACUUGGAUAAAGAUUAUCCCGACGAAAAAAUUAUUGAGCUUGAAACAGAUAUUCCUUCAUCAUAUCAAUCAGCUUUAGGUGAUGCAUUAAAUGUCCAUUUGAAUAAUUCAGUUCAACUUUCAACUGAUAUAGCUUCUCUACAGGAUAGACUUGAAAAAACGUUCACACCUUUAAAAGAUUAUUAUAAAAUUUUGGAAGUUGACAAGAAGGCCGACGAAGAAACUCUUAAAAAAGCUUAUAAAAAAUUAGGCAAAAUCCGCAGGAAUAGAUUGAUUGUGGGUGUGGAUCCAGGAUUAAGGGCAUUUCUCACUGCAGUUGAUGGUGAUGAUAAUUUAGGUUGUAAAAAUAUCGAAAAAACACAUCUUUAA
This is a messenger RNA of Entrophospora sp. SA101, 858 nucleotides long. Lineage: Eukaryota; Fungi; Glomeromycota; Glomeromycetes; Entrophosporales; Entrophosporaceae. The record is from the annotation of a GenBank genome assembly.